AUGGCGGCCUCCAUGGAGCACGCCGAUAUACCGUCAACUUCCCAAACGGAUGCAAACGGGGACCUCGCAAGUUCCGAUUCGGUUUCGGAAGACGAAGCGGCCGAGCCCAGGAUUCUGGACGCUCCCCAGGACAUCCAUUUGGAGGCGGUCGCCAACACGGUGGCCGUCCACCCUAGCCGAGACAUGCUGGUUUGCGGGGACGUCGACGGGGACGUGUACGCUUUCUCCUAUUCUUGUACGGAGGGCGAGAACCGCGAGCUGUGGUCCUCCGGACACCACCUCAAGUCCUGCCGACAGGUGCGCUUCUCCCAGGACGGCGAGAAGCUCUUCAGCGUCUCCAGGGACAAGGCUGUUCACGUGCUGGACGUGGAGCGAGGUCGGCUGGUCACCAGGAUCCGCGGCGCCCAUGGAGUUCCCAUCAAUAGUCUGCUUCUGGUGGACUCCAACAUCGUGGCCACUGGAGAUGACGGCGGCACGCUUAAGCUCUGGGACAUGAGGAAAGGUACAGCUUUCAUGGAUCUGAAGCACCACGAUGACUACAUCAGCGACAUAGCCGUGGACGAAGCUAAGAAGAUCCUGCUUACUACCAGUGGCGACGGCACCAUGGGCGUCUUCAACAUCAAGAGGCGGCGCUUCGAGUUGCUGUCUGAGUACCAAAGCGGCGAUCUGACAUCGGUGACCCUGAUGAAGCGAGGCAAGAAGGUAGUCUGCGGUUCUUGCGAAGGCACCAUCUACAUUUUUAACUGGAACGGAUUUGGCGCUACCAGCGAUCGCUUUGCCCUGCGAGCCGAGUCAGUGGACUGCAUGGUCCCGAUUAACGACAAUAUACUAUGCGCCGCCUCCAUGGACGGCUACAUUCGCGCCAUCAACAUCCUCCCCAACCGCGUCAUAGGCUGCAUCGGGCAGCACGUCGGCGAACCUGUCGAGGAGUUAGCCAAAAGCUGGGACUCGCGCUUCCUGGUUAGCUGCGCCCACGACCAACGCAUCAAGUUCUGGGACAUUUCCUCAUUAGCGUCGACCACCGUCGACGAGUACCGCAAGAGGAAGAAGAAGGACGGAGGCAUGAAAUCUCUUUCCAAGAAAGCUUUGGGAGACAGCGACUUCUUUUCGGGGCUUGUCGAGGAGCCGCAGAAGACUGAGGACGGUGAAAAGGAUGAAGAACAUGAAGAAGGAGAAGACAGUGAUAGCGACAGUGGCAGUGAUUGA
Molecule: messenger RNA, 1206 nt
Organism: Nerophis lumbriciformis (worm pipefish)
Lineage: Eukaryota; Metazoa; Chordata; Actinopteri; Syngnathiformes; Syngnathidae
Source: RefSeq, a predicted model, not a curated record